Messenger RNA from Necator americanus (New World hookworm), 225 nucleotides. RefSeq lists its product as uncharacterized. NCBI's taxonomy places the organism in Eukaryota, Metazoa, Nematoda, Chromadorea, Rhabditida, Ancylostomatidae. The record is from RefSeq and is a predicted model, not a curated record. The transcript has a single exon. Bases 1 to 225 code for a protein of 74 amino acids.
AUGGAAAGGAUGGUCUCCGCUUUAAGCCCAGCCGUUCCAACAACACCCGUUGCCACGGCCGAAUUCGUCACGAAUUCUCUAUCCACACGCUUACCUGAGUUCAUGUACGAUCCGGACAAUGGUUGCGCAUUCGAGGUCUGGUACAUCCGCUACAAGGACGGUCUAAAAGGACGGUGUAACCUUGGACGAUGCAGCGAAAGCUCGACUAAUCAUAUCAAAACUUGA